AUGUUUGGACGUUCUCCUCUUUUGAGAUCUGGGAGCUUUAGGCCUGAAAACUUAGGUCAACAUGCUCUAGCAAUGAUUGGAAAUGUAUGUUUCAGUAUUUUUGUUGUUGGGGUGUUAAUUUUCACCAUUAUUGCCGCUACUUAUGAACCAGAGGAUCCUCUUUUCCAUCCUUCUGAUAAGAUCUCCAACUUCCUCACGUCAACCUCCAAUGCCACUUUUGAGUCUGAUAGUACUGUUAUUAAGACUGGGGAAGACUUCAUGGCAGCAAAUCAAACAGCGUUCAACACUUUCAUAAACAUUACUGAUGUAGCUGAUAGUGCUGAACUUGCGGCUAAUGUGGGGUCUGAUUGUCAAAAUGAGACCGGUAAACCAAUUGACUGCAAGGACCCAGAAGUUUUCCAUACUAUGAUGAGAGCUGCCAUUGAGAAGUUCAAGGACAUUCACUUUUACCGAUUUGGAAAGCCAGUCCGUGGUGAUGAGGAUAACACUUGUGACAUGGCAUGGCGGUUCAGACCUAAAGAAGGGAAGACUGCAUCUCUUUAUAAGGAUUACAGGAGAUUUGUGGUCUCUAGGGCUGAGAAUUGCAGUUUGAGUGUGACAUCAAUAGGUGAGUACCAUACUGGAGUUAAUGCAAGGAAGAGGAAGCUAAACAAGCAAGCUGUCUUUGAGAAGGAAGCCCAAAAAGGUGAAGUGACUUCUUUGCCGGUUGUUGGGGAAAUAGUAAAUGAUAGCCUUCCUGUUGUUGAAUCAGAAGCAGCAUUCAAGAGUGGAAAGUACUUGUACUACGCUGGGGGUGGAGAUAGAUGCAAGAGCAUGAAUCACUACCUUUGGAGUUUCUUGUGUUCACUUGGUGAAGCUCAGUAUUUGAACCGUACAUUGAUCAUGGACCUGAGCAUAUGUCUGUCAUCUAUGUAUACCAAGACAGGACAAAAUGAGGAAGGAAAAGAUUUCCGAUUUUAUUUUGAUUUUGAGCAUUUGAAAGAGGAAGCUUCGGUUUUGGAUCAAAACCAGUUUUGGGCUGAUUGGAACAAGUGGCAGAGGAAAGAUAGACUAAGUCUUCAUCUUGUGGAAGAUUUUAGGGUUACACCUAUGAAGCUCAAAGAUGUGAAGGAUACGUUGGUUAUCAGAAAGUUUGGUACAGUUGAACCAGACAAUUACUGGUAUCGGGUGUGUGAAGGAGAGGCGGAGUCUGUUAUUCAGAGACCAUGGCACAUGUUAUGGAAGUCAAGAAGGUUGAUGGACGUUGUUUCUGCAAUUGCAUCUAGGUUGAACUGGGACUAUGAUUCUGUUCAUAUUGUUCGAGGGGAGAAAGCGCUGAACAAAGAACUUUGGCCUAAUCUUGACAAGGAUACCUCACCUGACACUCUUCUUACGACAUUAAAGGACAAAGUUGAGGAAGGAAGAAACCUCUAUAUUGCUACAAAUGAGCCUGACAGAUCAUUCUUUGAUCCCUUGAAAGACAAAUACACGACUCAUUUUCUAGACGAUUAUCAAGAUCUUUGGGAAACAGACAGCGAGUGGUACACUAAGACGAGGAAACUCAACAACGGAGCACCUGUUGAGUUUGAUGGUUACAUGAGGAUAUCAGUUGAUACAGAAGUGUUUUUAAGGGGUAAAAAGCAGCUGGAGACCUUCAAUGACCUUACAAGUGAUUGCAAAGAUGGGGUAAACACUUGCAGCAGUUCUAGUUAG
This is a messenger RNA of Amaranthus tricolor (Joseph's coat), 1692 nucleotides long. RefSeq lists its product as uncharacterized. Gene Ontology annotation, cellular component: Golgi apparatus. The record is from RefSeq and is a predicted model, not a curated record. The transcript has a single exon. NCBI's taxonomy places the organism in Eukaryota, Viridiplantae, Streptophyta, Magnoliopsida, Caryophyllales, Amaranthaceae. Bases 1 to 1692 code for a protein of 563 amino acids.